AUGGCUAGAGCUAUUGUUUCCUGUCCCCGAAACUAUCUGGUUUCAUUCAUUCUCGAAUGGAUACAGCAGGAGACGAGGCUAGUUGUUGGUGUUGACGAAGAAGUUAAAAAGCUCACAAGCAAUCUUGACGCUAUUGAAGCUGUGUUUCUUGAUGCAGAGGAGAGAGAAGUGAAGGAGAGAGAUGUCAGACUUUGGUUAGAUCGGCUCAAGUACAUGUCUUAUGACAUUGAAGACGUGUUGGAUGAGUGGAACUAUGUUAUGUUGAAACAGCAAAUUGUGGGGGUUCUUGCUAAGAAGGUACGUCUUUCCUUUCCCUCUUCCUCUUCAUACCAACAAGUUGGGUUACGUCAUGAAAUUGCGGUCAAGAUAAAGGAAUUCAAUGAAAAGUUAGAUGUCAUUGUGAACAAAAAGACAUCUACGAUUUUAAAGUGA
This is a messenger RNA of Pistacia vera, 432 nucleotides long. Its product is annotated as putative disease resistance protein RGA4. The record is from RefSeq and is a predicted model, not a curated record. NCBI's taxonomy places the organism in Eukaryota, Viridiplantae, Streptophyta, Magnoliopsida, Sapindales, Anacardiaceae. The transcript has a single exon. Bases 1 to 432 code for a protein of 143 amino acids.